Molecule: messenger RNA, 653 nt
Organism: Coccinella septempunctata (seven-spotted ladybird)
Lineage: Eukaryota; Metazoa; Arthropoda; Insecta; Coleoptera; Coccinellidae
Exons: 2
Coding region: 89-574 (161 amino acids)
Source: RefSeq, a predicted model, not a curated record
UUUUCCUGGCAAUUAACAUGUCAUUCGACCAAUCAAUUUCGUCAUAUUUUUUCAUGAAACACCAGAACGGAGCUAAAUUCAAGUGAAAAUGCGGGAUGCCGCAUCCGAAACCCGCCUAUUACAGCAGAAAUUAUCCAACAUAACUUCUCAUCCAUUCGUCAAUUUUUUCCUGGAACUAUGCAAGAGCAGGGAUGGUCUCGACCUGAAAGAUUUGGCCAAGAAAGCCGGGAGAUUGUGGCAGGAGAUGGACGUCAGCGAGAAGGUUCCUUACUAUAGGCUGGCUAGGAAAGUGAAAAAAAUUGGGAAAUCGAAGAAAGGUCUAGAUGUCCCUAGGAAUAAAAGAAGAAGAAUUCGACCUAGAAGAAAACCCGUUAUCUCACCAGCAGAGCACAGAAAAAUUCUGACAGGCAAAAGGGCAUUUUCUCAAGACAUUAAAGGAGUUGCUGGCCCUUCUGAGGAAGUCAAGAAUGGAUCUGGGAAUGGUAGUAGUACCGAUUGUAAUUCUGUAGAAAAAUAUUGUUUGGACGUUCUAAAGAGAAGGCAGUCACAUUCUAGCACCUAUGAAAGUGAUUGAGACGUUGUCCUUUGUUUUUUACGUACAGAAACUUAUUGAGUAUAUUGUGUUCUUGAAUAAACAUUUUAUUUGAAGACGA